Molecule: messenger RNA, 5614 nt
Organism: Monomorium pharaonis (pharaoh ant)
Lineage: Eukaryota; Metazoa; Arthropoda; Insecta; Hymenoptera; Formicidae
Gene: AMPdeam
Product: AMP deaminase 2
Exons: 13
Coding region: 1236-3677 (813 amino acids)
Biological process (GO): IMP salvage; AMP metabolic process
Cellular component (GO): cytosol
Molecular function (GO): AMP deaminase activity
Source: RefSeq, a predicted model, not a curated record
AAACUAUAAAUAACCGUAAUUUCUGUCCGGAUAAAACGUGUAUGUAAUAUUAUUAUUAUCAUUAUUAUUAUUCAAAUCAAUAAUGCAACACGUUAUAAUGCCACAAUUAAAGUAAUUUUCGAAAGAAAAAAUUUGAAAAUUGCUAGAGAAAGUAAAAAUAGGAUAACGGUUAAUGUACGUCACGAAACAUAAAGAGGACUAUUUAAUUUGUUUUCUUCACGAUCUACCUAUAUAGUUUACAAGAAUACAUCCGUGUCAAUUUCAUGCAAAUCAGACGCAGAGGAACCGUAUACAGGCGUAAUCUAAUUAUCCAAUCACCCUAAUGCAAUCCUAAUUCAUGUUCUCUGUCGUAGAUGUAGUACUGUUUACUGAGCAUGGAUGAUAAGUCUGCGACAUUUGUUGUGACUUUGUCAUAACAGUUUUUUCAUUUGGUGUUUGUAAAACCUAGCGUCAGUUGCAACAGUGCGCAUGUGAACCUCGUUGCCCUCGUGGCGCAAACACGAACGGCGGCGUCGAAGACAAGAGGCAAGUUCGUCGUUGGUUUGAUGAACGAAAACAACAGUCCUCGUCAUCGCGCCGUGUUCUAUUAAUAGCUCGGCACUGUGCCGGCUCUUUGUAGAUUUGUCGAGGGUCGUGGCGAGCUCAUUGAUUCAUUGAUCAUAUCAUGGGAGAACGAUGCGUCUCUUGCGGAAGUGCGAUCGUUGUUGGACUAUUGUAACCCUCUGUAGAAUAACAGUGACAAAAUAAUAUUCAAUUAGAAACAAUCACCAUUAAGGCGUGAAUGAUGAAAAGAAUUAUUUACGUUUACGAUAAUUUGUAAUUUUCAUUACUAAUAAUUAUUACUUCGUAAUUUGGAAAUUGCAAUGAAUCGCCAAUUGCAUGUUUUGUAAUUUAAAUUUAGUAAAGAGCGGUAGUUACUAAUUAUACGGUCCUAACUUACUAACUGCAUUGAUAACUUGAUUCAUUCACCGCUUGAUAUUAGAUGUUAAAUAUUCGAUAAUGAAUUGCUUGUUCUUCUAAUUACAUUGUAAUAUGGAGGCGUGUAUUUUCGGUCAACUAUAACGAUCCACUAUCCGGAUUAAUUAUCUAAAGUUUCUUAUAUUCGUAUCUUUGGGUGAGUCACAGGAACGAUCGAUCAUUUCGAGGCUUUCGAGUGACGGGGGUCGUGAAAACAAAGUGUAGCAUAAAAGCGGAAAAUUGCUUGCAGGAACAUAUAGUGAUAGAGAUUUGUGUUGAUGAUAACAAUUGAUAUUCUCGAAAUGGGAAAUGAGAAUGAAAUUCUUGCUGUAUACAAGCGUAAUUCCGUUACUGAGUGGUUGCAGAAAACCGGACAAGCCACGGACUGUGUAAAUAAUGGUAGCGAGAGUCCAGUUUUCGAGGGCGGUGGCAAUGGUGCAGGCGCUAGUGGUUUGAGACUUGCAGCCCAUGAACUACCGAAUGAAAUUUCCGCACCCUACGAAGUACCUCAAUUUCCAAUUGAGCAAAUCGAGAAGAAACUUCUAAUCCAACGACAACUGACCGUCAAAGUUGCAAAGGAUCUUGAGGAACGCCGCAGUCAUUAUGAGCCAUCGCUUCAUCCAGGAAUUCCUGAUGACAUUGAUCAUGCCUUUAAGAUCGAAGAAAAUGAUUUUGUGCCUCAUUUUCAACGAGUCUCCAUAUCUGGCGAAGACACUUCCGGGGUACCUCUGGAAGAUCUUCAAAGGGCCUCCAAAAUGUUGGUGCAAGCGUUGGCAAUACGUGAAAAAUAUAUGAACAAUUCCAAGCAGAGCUUCCCCUCUAUUACUUCUAGAUUUUUGCGUAGUAUCGAUAAAAGGCCGCUCACUACGGACGACGAAGUUCAUCACGACGAUCGCAAGGCGAUCGAAGGGAAAGAGCUACUGGAGAUUGAGAAAGAAAUCGGCGGCACUCAAUCCGACGCGGACAUCGACGCGCUGAUCAAAGACGUCUCUCGGACAGGUCUUCCUAAUCACCCGGUACAUGCGCCUGCCUCUCGGGGCGAUCCGUGGGAAUGCGAAUUUCCACCGACGAAGAAUUACAAGAUCGCACCGGUCAAUGGCGUGUUCAACCUGUUCGCCAAUGACGAGGACCUGGCUAACGGCAAGCCGCUCCCGUAUUCGUAUCCGGACCUGGCGACCUUCGUUCGGGACAUGAACCUCCUGUGCGUCAUGAUUGCCGAUGGACCUUUAAAAUCCUUCUGUUAUCGAAGAUUGAGUUACCUCUCUUCCAAGUUUCAGCUACACGUGCUGCUAAAUGAACUCAGAGAACUGGCGAGUCAGAAAGCCGUGCCGCACAGAGAUUUCUAUAAUAUUAGAAAGGUUGAUACUCACAUACAUGCGGCUUCGUGCAUGAAUCAAAAGCACCUACUCAGAUUCAUCAAAAAAACGUUGAAGAAUCACGCCGACGAAGUCGUCACUUGUUCCAAAAGUGGUGAGACCAUGACACUCCGCGAGGUUUUUCAAUCUAUGAAUCUGACGACCUACGAUUUGAGCGUCGACAUGUUGGACGUGCAUGCAGACAGAAACACAUUUCAUAGAUUUGACAAGUUCAACGCGAAGUACAAUCCUAUCGGUGAGAGUCGCUUGCGUGAGGUUUUCCUCAAGACUGACAAUUAUCUGAACGGCACGUAUUUCGCGCGGAUAAUCAAGGAGGUCGCAAGCGAUCUUGAGGAGUCUAAAUAUCAGAAUGCAGAGCUGCGUCUUUCGAUUUACGGCAAAGGUCCAGAAGAGUGGGAUAAAUUAGCUAAGUGGGCAAUCCAGAGUGACGUCUAUUCGGAUAAUGUGCGCUGGCUUAUACAGAUUCCUAGAUUAUAUGAUAUCUUUAAACUGAACAAGCUUAUGACGAACUUCCAAGAGAUUAUUAACAACAUCUUCCUGCCGCUCUUCGAAGUGACCAAUGAUCCUAAUUCUCAUCCGGAGCUGCAUAAAUUUCUUCAAUACGUAAUAGGUUUUGAUUCUGUAGACGAUGAAAGUAAACCAGAAAAUCCUCUCUUCGAUAAAGAUGUUUCUCCACCUGCAGAAUGGGAUGAUGUAGAGAAUCCGCCAUACGGAUAUUAUCAAUAUUACACUUAUGCAAAUAUGACGGUUCUCAAUCACUUUAGAGCAGAACAAGGUUUUAAUACAUUUGUCCUGAGACCUCACUGCGGUGAAGCAGGACCCGUUCAACAUCUCGUGUGUGGCUACAUGAUGGCGGAGAACAUUUCACACGGCCUACUGCUCAGAAAAGUUCCCGUGCUUCAAUAUCUGUAUUACCUGGCGCAAAUUGGCAUCGCAAUGUCGCCGCUUAGUAACAAUUCACUUUUCCUGAAUUAUCACCGUAAUCCACUUCCAGAAUAUCUUGCUAGAGGGCUAUGUGUAAGCUUGUCCACGGAUGAUCCUCUCCAAUUUCAUUUUACUAAGGAACCUUUGAUGGAAGAAUAUAGUAUUGCUGCGCAAGUGUGGAAACUCAGUUCGUGUGAUAUGUGCGAGCUAGCACGCAAUUCCGUUCUAAUGAGUGGUUUUCCACAUAAGAGCAAGCAGUAUUGGUUGGGACCUAACUAUACGAAAGAAGGAGUCGCUGGUAACGAUAUCACUCGAACUAACGUACCAGACAUACGAGUAGCCUAUCGAUAUGAAACCUUAGUUGACGAACUAUCCAAUAUUUUCAAGGUCGUGGAGAAACCUGAGUCACUUCCUUUUUAAUAAUCCAUUACCAUUUGGAUUUUGUCAAAACCGAUAGAUCGAUUAAUGUGAAAUGAUGUUCAACUCAAAUAUCGAUGAAUUACGAAUAUGCAUGUGAUUUAUUCUUGUGAUACCUGAUUUUACAUUGACUAUAGAAUAUUUUUCAGACGAAUUAUGAAUUCACAGCGCAUUAUUUUCUCCUAUUUCUAAAUUAUCGAUUUUUUUUGUCAUAUGUACAAUAGGGUAAAGGCGGGCAUUAUGGCCAUAGUUUCUAUUUGAGGUCAUAAUUUUCAAACAGCUGGCUUUUUUAAUUCGUAACUUUCUGAAAUUCUAGUGUAUUUAAUAAGCUUUAAUGACGAAAUGUCUUGAUCAAUUAAAAUCUAUCCAUAUUCGAAGAAAAAAAAAGAAUCUGAAAGCAUGCGUUUUGGCCAUAUUAAACGUGAGGUGGAUAAUAUGGCCAACUAUAAAAAAAGUGUAACAUUUUGCAAAAGUGAGGCAAUUUUAAUUGUACAAAACAUAAACAUUGAAGCAUUUGAAACGUCGGAUUGAGGUAGCUGGCUCGCUCGAAUCUCGGGCUUGCUUUCUUUCUCUCUCUCUCUCCUCUCCAAACCACAAAUAACAACAAAAUAGAAAGGUUCUUGUUACCAAACUUCAAGAAUAGCUGCAAUAAUUGGUUUUUAUACAUUAUCGAUGUUUAUCAAUGUUUAGAAUAUUUAAUACGGGCAUUGUGGCCAUAUUACCCGCCUGGCCAUAAUGCCCGCCUUUACCCUAUAAUUCGAGGAUGAAACUUUGAACAGCAUCAAUUGAAUUAUAUUUUAUGUAUUGAAGUACAAUCUUAAAUAUUUUAUAUCACAGAAAAUUAUCAUAUAAAAACGUGUUUAACCUCGCAAUCUGUAUCGCAUAAUAUAAAGAAAAACGAGAUUGUAAAUAUGUAAAAGAUCAAUGUGAUUUCGUAAAGUAUUACAAUUCUGUACUAAAUUAGUCAAGUUAAUUCUAUAUAAUUUCUAAAUUGAUUUCAUAAUUUAGUAAAAUAAAAAUCUAUUUGUUGCCGACAUAAAUUAUAUGACUUUUACCCCAAGUAGCAAGGUGACGUCAAAUAACGUUUUAAUGACGUCUUCUUGACGUUUCAAACGUCAUUAAAACAUCUUUAAGACCAUAUUUGACGUCAGUUUGCUACUUGGGACGUAUGUAUCGUUUAAUUAUCGUACAUCUUUUUUUAAAACUAAUCGCAAGAAUAAAUCGAUAAGAAUUAUUUAUACAUAUACGUUGACCAAUUUAAUAGUAGUUGUUAGAUUUCUUCUAUUGUUGCAACGUUUAUAAUACACAUUAGCGUAUAUGCCGUAUAUACAUAUUGUAAUACGAACUACUAAGCUAGAAACGAAUAUUACAUUUAUUUACCUUGACGUUAAGCUCGUGAUAAAAUAAGUUCAAUUUUCAUAUCACGACUGUGUACGGUGACAACGGUAUCCCUUUCUUGGAUUUUAGUUUUAUUUUCUUACAUUUUUGUACAUUUAUAUUAUAAUCGUGUUUGAUGUUUGUUUCGGCGAGCAUUCAGAUAGCUAGCUCGUAUACGGUUAGUUAACUCGUGCCAUUGUACAUCCUUCUUUCCACAAAUAGUGUAAAUACGAAAUUAAUUUAGAUAUAACUAAAUUAGAUGUAACUAAGAUAUUUUACGAGUUACAUGCGUGCCAAGAUAUAAUGCAGCGACAUAAACAUGUUUCUCGUUGUUUUAACUUUAUGGAUCUUUUUACUUUUUUUUUUGUGUCUGCCAUUUUCUGAAAGAACUUUCCGAACAACGAGCCUAAGAGAUUUAAAUUAAGUGAUGUACGAUCAUCUAUAACACUGUGCCCUGAUAUCGAAUUUAAAUUAAAUUGUUGCUAGAUAGAAAGAUAUAUAUUUAUUGUAAAAAAAAUAUAUACUAUAUCAAACGAAAAUAUACUUGCAUCGUUAAAACUGAA